This is a messenger RNA of Sycon ciliatum, 2408 nucleotides long. RefSeq lists its product as uncharacterized. NCBI's taxonomy places the organism in Eukaryota, Metazoa, Porifera, Calcarea, Leucosolenida, Sycettidae. The coding region runs from base 92 to 1453 and encodes 453 amino acids. The transcript has 9 exons. The record is from RefSeq and is a predicted model, not a curated record.
GGAGUGAUUUUGUAUGCAUCAGUUUCAGAGGCUCUUGUCAAGUAGUUUUGUACAAAUCAGUUAGUUACAUAAUCAUUGUAGUCAUUCAAUCAUGGAAUUUGAUGAUUCGAUGUUCGAGGAGUCAACCGGCCGGGAAAAGAAAAUUACGUUGCAGCCGUAUGUAGCACGAUAUUGCGAGAAGCUGUGGUUUAUGAGCAGUAUUUAUCUGAUCAAGGGACCGAACGGAAAACCCUUGCCCGACUCACCAACACCGAGCUUGGCCUCCGCCGCCGUCCCCAAGUCGACCGAGCCUUCGUUUGAGCCUGGAUGUGAGAAGUUGAAAUACUGCACAGACUACUUCUAUCAUCGGAAAAGCUAUCACGCUGCACUGUCCUGUGCCUUGGCUGGACACAAAUGCACGCCGGAGCACCGGACUAGCUUGCAGCGUGACUUCACCGAGACCAUUGUGCACUGUGCACUGCGUCUGGAGCAUGCCAGCGUUGCACUGCCACUCGCUAUAUCAUUGCUGGUUGCAACUCCUAAUGACCUCUCGCUUUGGCAGCUGGUGGCUGACUGCUUCUUCUGUGCUGGACGACUUCACGACGAGCUGCUUUGUCGGCAGCGUUGCAUCUGGCUCAAUCACAUCACGUUCGACUCGUGGCUAGCGCUCUACGCGGCGUACACCUCAGCCGCUGAUCUAGGCCCGUGCCGGUGUCCAGCGCCACGCUCAGAGAGCACUGGUGGGGAGUCUGAGCAGGCUCAAGGCACGCACAUCGCGCAGCCGACCGACUGCGCCAGUUGCAGCUGCUUGCGCGGACUGGACCGCGUUGAUUACGACGCCGUCCUGAAGCAGUGGUCGCAGACGUUUGGCUGCGCUGACGAUGCACAGGUAGACGCCGAAGAGCUUGUUCAGCGCUAUGAACCCGCACCCAUCAUUCAGCUACUCAAGCCUAAACAUGUGCUGGAGAGUGAGGAGAAGGAGCUUGAGAACGAUGGUGAGCUCGCCGCCAGUAAGAAGACCCCGGCAGAGAGUUCCCCACUGAGUCGGAUUGCAGCACUGGACUUGCAACCAAUCACCAGCCAACGCUGUCAAGGAACACACGAGGUGGCGGUAGCUUGUCUCGCUCAUGCCAGGUGUCACAUAGAGCUCAGCUGUCACCUAUCAUCAUCGUUUGCUCGGCGGAGAGCACAGGCUGUCCUUGACAAGGUCGUGAAUGUCACGAAGGACUGCGCGCCUGCAUUGGAGUCGUACGCUGCCUGUCGAAAAGCUUUCUCUCUUGCUGCGCAGAAUGCCAAAAGUGAUGAGAACAUGAAUGGAGAGGGUUCAGCGGCGACGGCGACAGACGACAACGAAGUGUACGGACGCGUGCGCACGCCGCAGCGCAACACCCUGCUCAGCUUCGGCAAGACCUGGUUCCCGUGGCUGUCCAGCACUCCUUGGUCAACGACGGCAGUAACUGGUGGUGCAGUGUGAGCACGAUGCAAUUCAGGGGUGCAUGCCCGCCUUGAUAAGCAGACUACCACGAGCAUGGGAGUAUGGUAUAGUACCCAACUUAUAUUGAAUUCAUCGCGUGCUGAUCUCCUGCGACUGCCAGUCCACACAGACAAAGCCGGUAUCUUCGCAGCAUUUGAGCAGUAGACUCGGCUUCAAUGUUGGCGCUUCACCUGAUGUGGGUACUGGAAUGUGUGGCGAAUGCAACACGUCUGUAGCGCCGUCCAGCGACCUGACUCCUUGCACAUCCAGCAGCCCCCAGGUAGAGCUGGAAAUAGCUGCGACCCUCUGUACCCGUCCAUCAAGUCCGAAUGAUGGCAUGGAGCGGGUCCCUGUCCCCCCUGUGAUGCAUACUAGAAAACACGGCUGCACAAGAACUCCAACGACGAGCGGGGUGUAGAAACCCAGUGAAAUUCAGCCGUCAAGCAGAGGUUUAUCCAUCCUAGGUAUCAGACCGGUUUGAAACACCAUGUCAUCCUUAUAAGCUGGUACCUCUACUCAAAGCUCACAAGCUUCUACUCAAGUGUGUAUUUGUGUCCUCUCUCUCCGUCUCGGCAGCAGUAGGUGCAGUUGAAGCACCCUACAAGUAUUUAUUGGGUUAUGACUUCCACAGUCUAAACGCCUAUCUCGUUAUCUUGCUAUAAUCAAUUAUUUCCGGCUGCUCUAAGCCAGCAAGUGGAACAAGUUAUCUCAACAUUUAGUAUUAUCUAAUUUAUCUUCAGCCUUUCGAAGGGUGCGUCGACUCAAUUGCAGGCACUUCGUUCAUUAUUGUUAUCUCCAAAAUUCCUUUCAACUGUCUCGAUCUUCAGCUUCAGCUUUUCAUUAAUCCGAACAAGUCAACAAUGCAAUGACCAGUGCAGGUUAUUGUUGAUUCACAAUUCACGGCGGUGUUAGCAUUCUGUUCGUUGGGCUAGAAUCAGACAAGUCCACAUCUAAA